This is a messenger RNA of Anguilla anguilla (European eel), 5283 nucleotides long. RefSeq names its product coiled-coil domain-containing protein 39-like. Bases 3178 to 5283 code for a protein of 701 amino acids. Gene Ontology annotation, cellular component: axoneme. Gene Ontology annotation, biological process: inner dynein arm assembly; cilium-dependent cell motility; cilium movement. The transcript has 15 exons. Lineage: Eukaryota; Metazoa; Chordata; Actinopteri; Anguilliformes; Anguillidae. The record is from RefSeq and is a predicted model, not a curated record.
UGUGAUUGGCUGAAGCCCGGGGGGGGGGGGGGGUCGUCCUCCAGCCUGCAGCCUCGAUAUCAACAGUUGUGGCAAAAAAAAAGGCACACAAGCAAACACCCCAACAAAAAUUCCAGUUGAUUAACCCCGUUUUUAAUCCUGUUAAAAGAAACGUCCAUUAUCACAAAGUUCAUGCACUGCAAAAGAUAGAUGCAGUUUUACUCAUGUGAAUUGAGUAUUCCCAACUUUUAAAAUGCAGUUAGUCAUUACAACAAAAUUAAAAACGGCUUUAAAAAAAGAGGUCUUUUACAGAGUGGUUCUGGCUUUCAGUUUUGUAACAUGUUUUGCUGAAAAAUUCUCAUGGAAUUUUCAGGAUUUUAAAAGUUACAAAAUUUCAAAUAUAUAUCUGACCCACCUGUGAAAACCUUCUGCACUCUCCCUCCUUCCCUCCCCCCCUCCCUCCCUCCCUCCUUCCUUCCCUCCCCCAUGCAGAGAGACUCACAGCAGUUCCCCCAGAGCAGCCGCAGUACUUUAACUUCACCAUUAGAUGGUGCUAAAAAGACUAUAAAGGGAAUCUCACUGAAAACUGUUCUCAUUCAUAAGCGUAGUAGUAGUAGGAGUACUGGUCUGGGAUUAGUCCUGGCAUUUGGGUCAUAAAGGAUGUUAGGAGACGAGCAGGAGAAUCCUGGUCUCAGUUCAGCUCUCUGUGGCCCUUCAUGAACCCGGGCCCCUGAUUAUGUUCUUUAAUGGGUUUCAUAUUUUACUGUAAACACGUCUGAGUUUGUCCUCCUGAACGGGUCACUUUCAAUCUGUGGAUAACUGUAGACUACAGUCACAUGCUGUGGUCAAUAGGAGUGGGUGUGUGUAUGAAAUUAAAAUCAAGUCCAUCGCUAUUCAACCAUGAAGCUAGCCUUUCAUCGAUGUCAAUGAAGAGCUGGGAUAGUUCAGAUAAAUAGUUCAUUGAUCCACCGGCUUAUUUUUAUGGGUGAAUGUGAAUCCCACUGCAGGGAGUUAUAAUUUUCACAUACUGGGAGUACGUGGAAAUCUCUACCUUUACCUGGGGUGAAAUGUGAGCUUUGAUUUAUUAAAACCUUGAAUCACGAUUCAUGUAAAUUAAUUGGCAUAAUUGUCCUUUUCAUUUUGUGAAAUGGAUGUGUUUUUGUGGAGGCAUAAGUUUCCUAUGCAUAAAAGUCAUAUUUAUGAUUUUAUUUCAGCCUUAAAAGGAUAACUUAGUACUGUACACUAUUCCAAUGUAGGGGCAUUGGCUAUAUGGACUGACUGAAAAAGCUAGCUUUGUGAAGUGAUAUUUGCGGUCACUGUCGCAUGCAAUCAGUACUGGUUUCUUGAGACAGGUACAUAUUUUAAUUCAGGUGGCAAUAACUGCUUAAUUUAAGUGGGAGAAAUUCUCUUUUAAAACUAGUUUUGGUGUGACGGUGUGAAAACUCCAUGUGCAAACCUGCCUGUGUAAUUUUACUGCUUCUGCGUAUCCAAGCUGCAGCUUCAGAACUGUGUUUUUCUGGGCCAAUCAAACUGCAGCGUGUUGUGUUCUACUCUGACGUCAUUCUGUAGCCAAAUGAACGUCACUUAUUAAUCUCAGCUUCAAUGACGUCACAGAGAAGCCGUAAUUUAUGGAGUACGACAGGCCUGGAAGUUGUAAUCACACCACCUGCACCCGAACAUCUGAGUAAAAUGGCCGUUUCCCCAGACCUGUACUGUGCUGACCGCACACGUGACGUUAUGCUCGUGUAGCAGACGCUCUUAUCCUGAGUGAACUGCAGCGUAAGAGAACAGAGGUUCAGUUGAACCUGAUUUAUACGAGUAACAGUACCAGACCUGGGCCAACAGCUUUCCCGGGCCAGCGGGUUUAAGUGCAACAUCAAUAAAGCACUAAAUUGUAAGCUAACAUAUGCCAGCCUCGAACCACGAACUAUAGAUCCAUGCACCUAACAUCUGUAUUAGGCCAUAAAGCAUGCUAUAACGAUUGUGAAGGAAAUCCAAGAUUAUUUUUUAAAUUCCAAGAUGCAGCCUGAAAAUGCUUAAUUAAACGCUUCCUGUGGCCUUCUGUAGGUUGACUCGUCUCACUCCGACCCAGCCACUGCAAACAGUAUAUCCACCAAAAACAGUCAGCAUGCCGUUAAUUCAGUCGUCUGGAAUUUGCAUCGACUGUUUGGUUGUCUUUUUAUUCUGUAAUGACCUCAGACCAAAAAAAGGAUAUUCCAGAACGCAUGAGGCAUUAAUGGGACUGACUGUGUGAAUCAGCGCUCUGUUCGGUUACGCGCUUCGGCGAGUGUUCACGUUUUGUUUUUGUUUUUUUUGCUUUAAAACUCUCGUAUGCUGCUGAUGCUUGUGAAAAAUGUACGAACUACGCGGCCGGUUCGGUUAUGUGAAAAAUGAAAAAAGUGUGUGUUUAUCUUCAAUAAACUCAAUAAUAGCUUGCAUUGGUCCGCUCUCUGUGUCUCAGUUAUGCACAUGAGUAUUUAAGGCAUCGAUCUGGCACUACUGAAAUACAACAUCGGGAAAAUAUAUUUAAAAAAUGCCCUCAGUCUUCAUGAAGCUCAUUUCAAGCACUGUAAAAAAUGUUGUUUUAAUUAUAGGCAUAUAGCACGAUAUUCUGUGUACUGAGUAAAUAUUUCUGAUUAAAACAGGUAGCUUGCUAUCUAGUAAGCAGGCAAAUGAUGAAGGAAAGUAGCUACAUUACUUAUUUAUUUGCUGCUAUCAAAAUAUAAGAUCUUACGCCGCAAAUGCGAAGACUUCUCGUCUUCUGUUACGUCAUACUUCAUAGGUCACAUAGUUCUGAUAUAAGAAUCGCAUUCUACAGAAUUCCACCUGCGUUUUCCAGGAGCCAGCGUGUUCGCUAUGUGCACAUUUGGAAAACUAAGUCCAGGUCCAAUUUGAUUUUCCGGGCCGUGAACAAAAAAAUGCCACGGAAGAUUUUAUCACAGGUGGGCUUCGACGCCACUGUUGACAGCCUUGUGGAAAGGACAGAGAGUGACAACUCGGCGAAGGAGGUGAAUUGUUUGGACGUCAUUCGCGUCAUUCAGCGAACGCUCGGUUAUCUAGCCGGUCGGGUAGACGUUUAACAUGCUAGUGUAAUUUGCAUGUGGCUGACGGCACACGGGUGACGUCGGCUGGUAUCUAAAUUGCUCCCGUUCGUUUGAUUUUAUUCAGGUUAAUAAUAAAGAAAAACAAAAGGAAACAAUGGAGGGUAUUAUCUGCAACCAGCGCGAGAGCGUUCGUAUGAUGUGUGCCCAACUGAAACAGAAGAGGGUCUGGAAGACCAUAGAGAAGCUGGAAAAGAUGGAGGAUGAGCUGACGCAGGAAGUGGGGGAGAUCGACCUGUGUGAGAACCCCAGGGACAAGCAGGCAGCUGAAAACGUGGAGUCAUCAGAACUGGUCGACUUUGGGACCGCUGUGGAGGAGAAGGAAAACAGGGUGAGAAUGGCUAGGCUCCACAGCGCCGCCCUUCUGGAGAAGCUGCAGAUUGUGUCUAAGGUGGCCGCCAGGGCGGAGAGGAGAGCGAAAGAGUGGGAGCAGGUGCUGCAGGAGGAGGAGCAAAGGAGCAAAGAGAUGGAGUCUCGACACUGCCAGCACCAGGAGGCCCUGUCUGCAAAAACACAAGAACUGCAGUGCCUGAAAUCCAGGGAAAACGUCCUGUUGGCCAACAUCUCUGCUGGCCAGGCCACCAUCACGGGUCUGCAGAAACAGCAGAGUGAAAACGAGCAGGUUUUAGUCAAGAAGAAGGAGCUGGCUCACGACCAGGAAGUCCGGAUGGCAGCUGUGGAGAGGAAGGUGCAGGCCUUGAGUGAGGAAGAGGAAAGGAUGAAGGAGAGGAAGACUCUGCAGGAGGAAGAGUCUGAUCUGGCCAAAACCCUCCGGGAGAAAAAGGAGACAGCCUACAGGCUGAGGAAACAGCAGAAGAACACAAAGAUGGAGCUGCGCAGUGGCAGGAGGGCAGUGGAGAAGACUGCAGAUGUGCACAGAGAUCUGAGCUUCCAGGUGGAGGAGAUGCAGCUGGAAACGGACGCUUCUGUGAGAGAGCUGCAGAGGCAGAGUACAGAGAAGCAGGGCGCCUUGAGGAAGGAGACCGCGCUCAGACGGGACGUGAAGCGUGCGAGCGGCAGCGCCCAGAGUGAGGCUGACCGGCUCGUCGCCGCGGAGACGAGGAGGCUGCAGCUGGAGCUGGCGGUGAAGGAGCUGGAGGUGGAGAACGCCUUCAAAAGAGAGAUGCACCUGGCAAAGAUGGUCAUCUCCCGCCAGGGCCCCAAGAAACUCAGGGCCGAGGUGAAUCAGAAGCUCCGUAGAGCAGAGACACUGAGGAGGAAGUACGAGACCACAGCAGCAUCCAGCCUCCGCUUCCAGGGAGGCGAUAGGACCCCACAACCUCACAUGGGCAGGACCUGUGAGGACGCGGGGCUGCAGGGCAGGCUGGAGCGAUGGACUCGGCGAGUGAGCGGGAAGCAGGAGGAGGUGAAGGUGCUGAAGAGCACCCUGCACGCCCACAGGAGCCGAAACGCAGAGCCCCGCCCAUCGCCCGGGCCCACCCCCACAUCCGGUAAGGAUCCUGGGGAACAGAAGCUUGUGGAGGAGAAGAAGGCCUUAGAGGAAACGUGCAGCGCCAAGAGGAGAAAGAUCCUCGAGCUACAGCACGACAUUAAGGGACAGAAGACUGCCCUGGAUAAGCUGCUGCGGGAGGAAGCGGUCCAGACGCGCUGGGUGGCUGAGGCUGGGCUCUGGGUGCAGUCUCUGACAGAACAGCUGGGAUCCCAGGAGGCAAAGCUGGACCAGGCACAUCAGCAGAGCUCUGAGCUAACCUUGGAGGCCCAGUCAGCCUGGAAGACCCAGGAGAAGACAAAAGAGGACGAGAUGGAGGACAUCAAACUGUGCGAACUCCUGGACUUCAGCAGGGAGGUGGACCUGAUGCUCCUGGCAGUUAUGGACGAGCAGACUGACCUGGGAUCAGUCCUACAGGCACAGUUUCAGCAGAGCGACCUGAGCCUGCCGACACCUGCCUCCCCACCUGCCACCGGGCGGGGCCAAACGCCUACCUGUACCUCCCCCCGCAGCGCGGCCAGCAGGGGCAGCAGUGAGACUCUGGCGCCAUCUUCCCGCCGCGAGGACUCUGACUUGUCUGACCUGACGCUGAAGCUGGCGGUAACCCGGGUCCUCCUCUGCGCCACUCUCCUCCCAGACUCCCCCCAGGGCUCCCCCCCCUGUAGCCACGGCAACGGCAGCAGCCCCCCCACCCCACGCUGCCCCCCCAACAGCCCCGUGGACAAACCACAGUCGCCACAUCCGAAACCGUGA